UGAAAUUCUCAACGGAGCGGGGGGUGUUGUGUGUAUAUUCAUAUAUCAUACUUAAUUUGUUCGGUUGUGUUUCCAUCCGUAACAGCGCAGCCUUCUGGGACAAAUCCUAUCUUCGGUCACAUCUCCAUAAUUCUCUUAUCAGUGACAGUAGCAACACUGCGAGGGCUAUGGCGACGCACUCUGGUUGUUUGCAUUUGUCCGCUGGUGGUAGUGAAACUCGUUUGAAUUGAGGCCACCAAAUGGAGAAUACACCGUUCCAACACUUGGCUACUACGUGAAAACAUCAUCGAUUAUUUGUGAGAAUCUGAAAGCUGUUUUGUUCGCUGAACUUUCACGGUUUGCGUUGUCACGAAAGGUGAAGGAUGUUUUCUGUCUUCAAGAAACUAGCCGCAAAAAAUGACAAUCCGGUUGGCGCUGGGAUUGGUUCCGCUGGUGUUCCGGAAUCUGUCGGUCAGCAGAUGUCCGAUUCGCUCAGGAAAAAGUUUUCCCGUGGGGUGCAAUAUAACAUGAAAGUGAUCAUCAAGGGCGAUCGAAACGUUGGUAAAUCGUGUCUGCUGGAGCGUUUGCAAGGGAAGGCCUUCCUCGAGCAAUACAAUCCAACCGAGCAGAUACAGGUAGCCUCGAUUCAGUGGUCCUUCAAAGCGACGGAUGACAUCGUCAAAGUGGAAGUCUGGGAUGUUGUGGAUCGUGGCAAAUCCAAACAGAAGACAAGCGUGCUUAAGCUGAAUACAGAUUCACAGGUGGAAGACAUUCCCGUGCUCGAUGCGGAGUUUCUCGAUGUUUACAAGGGUACUCAUUGCGUCAUCAUGAUGAUGGAUAUAACGAAAGCCUGGACGUUUGACUACGUUUGUAGAGAGCUGCCAAAGGUGCCGGCUGAGAUCCCGGUGUUGCUGCUAGGGAAUCACUGUGACAUGGGACACCAUCGGGUGGUCAGCAAGGAUCAGAUUCAGGGAUUCAUCGAAGAGUUGAGUCAGACCCGAUCGGCGGAGAUUGUAUACGGAGAUAGUUCCAUGAGGAAUGGCUUCGGCUUGAGGCUGUUGCACAAGUUUUUCGGCAUUCCAUUCCUGUACCUGCAGAAAAGUGCCCUCGAGGCGUCACUUAAGAAGAACGAACAAGACGCGGACAUAUGCCGGCUAGAGAUCGAUGAAUUUCUGAAGUCUGACGAGUCCAACUACACCACCUUCCUAGAAAGUCUAAUUAGUCGGAAGAAAGCCAAGGAGACGACAUCACCCCACCAGCAAUCUGCUUCCGCUCCGAACACCCCCUUGGAGGUGCUUCCCCGUCCGACGAAGAGUAUCAUUCUUGGCGGAGGUCAUCCCAUCAUCGUCCCGGACAAGAAUAGUCACCUGGCGGUCGCUUCGACCUCCACUGUUAAUACUGCCAAACUAGUCUCCCCCGCGGCUAAGCUUGCCGCAUCGACACCAACAAAGGUUUCGCCCGGAGUGGAAGCGCUGCGCAUUCCCAAAAGUGCGACAAUGGGUUCGAUGCUGUCCGAGGGCAAAAGUGGAAAUGGGUUUGUCGCUCUGGGAUCACCCGGUGGCGGGAAGAUUAGCAAUGUGGACGAGUUUUGUCCCGAUGGUGGCAUGCUGGAUAAAUCAUUUCUGGAAGAUGCAUCAGAUGUCGCAGCAGGGUUACCAGAGUCGAAUGCGGUGUUGGAGUCCGAAAGCGAGGACGAAAACCAUCACAACCCGUUGGUUUCACGGUUCGAUGACGACUUAGGAGGCGAUGGUGCUGAUCAACCUCAGCUCGUGCAGUCACAGCUUCCAAGGCCAACAAGUUUCCAAUCACCAAUCACCAAAGUGAAUCCAUUGCGACAGGACAGCCUAACGCCUUCCCCGAAUCCUGCCGUCAUAGACAGAGCGUUCUCUCUGUCCAGCAUUGAACUAGAGAUCGAUCGGAUGGAUGCCUCAGGUGAAAAACCCAGACAAGUAGCGGUAGAUGCGGACGGAUCAUUGAAUGAUAGUGAAAGCUGGACGCCGGACACGAAGGAACGUCGGUCUCCCGAGGGUGGAGAGGACGUUGGAUCGAAUGUUUCGGUAGCGUGUUUAAACAGUAGCGGAAGCGGAAGUGGGAAGAAGAGCAAAGAUAAGGACAAAGACAGAGAGCGUACCAGUAAGCACAAGAAAUCGAAGAAAUCAAGCCGAGAGAAAGAUGAAUCGAAAGAGGAACGACGUCGCAGCAAACGCAAAAGUCACGUCGAUGAAUUUGUGCAUGAAAUGAAAUCUAGUGCCGAAUAUUGCGAAGAUGCUUACGAAGCUAUUUGAGAUUAUGAGUACAGCGGAUAUGUGAAGUCUGAUCUGCUUGCGCCUAUUAUUUUAUUUACGAGUUUUUAUUUUUUUCCAGUUGACUUAACUCUCCAUAAAUAUACAUUUUUAACUUCUGCCUAAAGUGUAAUUCCCUUUAAAGCGUAGUGAAAAAAACAUAGUUAUUAGUUAUUAUCCAAAAAGAUGUGAACUAAUCAUUCAAUGUACUUGAAAACAAGAAUAGAAAACUACAUUUUACGAACAGUUA
This is a messenger RNA of Toxorhynchites rutilus septentrionalis, 2511 nucleotides long. RefSeq names its product rab-like protein 6. The record is from RefSeq and is a predicted model, not a curated record. The transcript has 5 exons. Gene Ontology annotation, molecular function: GTPase activity; GTP binding. The coding region runs from base 363 to 2264 and encodes 633 amino acids. Gene Ontology annotation, cellular component: cytosol; nucleus. NCBI's taxonomy places the organism in Eukaryota, Metazoa, Arthropoda, Insecta, Diptera, Culicidae.